UACUUGCAUAAUGCAGGUUUUUUUUUCUCAAAGCGUCUCCACCUUUGAACUUUUGCCCACCUUUGGACUCAUCAUGAACAUUAAAUCUAACGCCCUUGCAACAACACCUGUAAUACCAGCCCACCUGUAUGACACAGGCCCAGCCUGGCGAUCUUUGAUCACUGUGUGUGUAAGCAGGAAGUGAGGGAAUAUUGAGCAUAACGCCACGCGAGAAAGACUUGCUCCCUUCUUUGUGGUGAAGAUCGGUCAUAAUGUCACUUGAUCAAAGCUGAAAGGUUUGAAUUGAUCAAUUCUUCCUGUCUUGGAACACCGUAAAAGAAAAUAAGACCUAAGUUGGAAAAUGUUGGGAAACUCUCGUCCCUUCUCUUACUCACCGAGGGGUUUCUCACCAGAGGAGCUUCCUCAGUCCAGGUGGGCUUUCCAACAAGAUGACUACAGGGGGUCCUCACCGAAGAGCCCCGAGAGAAGCUUAUCCAGGCCUACUGGCAAAUCCAUAUACAUGCAGAGAAAAGAAUACUCAGAGGUGCUCAACAGGCAGCCUGACAACCUUCACACCAGAGUGGAGCACGUGCUGACCUGCGAGCUGGACGGCCACCAGGUGAUCACAGUGGACGACUGUGUGGCCAAGGUCAAGAAGCUGGACGCCAAAGGUCGUCUGUGGCCUCAGGAGAUGAUCAUGGAGGUCCAAGGAGGAUACCUUGUGCUCUGUGACACCCAGACCAAGGCGGAGCUGGAGGUUGUCCCUGUGACGAACAUCCAGCAGACCAAAGUCGUGUUGGACAGCUGCUCUUACGACUCCCUGCUGAUGGUGACUGCCAGGGAACGCAGCAAACACUUCCCUCAGGUCUUCAUCUUCCAGUGUGAAGAGACUGGGGCAGAACUCCUAAAGAGUGAUCUAGACAAGUUUGUUCAAAAAGGAAGCAGCCAAGUGGAACCACGCUUUGACCAGACAGUCCAAAGAAGUAACAGCGAGAAUACUAUCGGGCUUCGAUCUCUUGGAAAUUUCCAGCAAGAAAGACCUCACCAAUCAUCACUACCGCCUUCAGGGCGCCCUCUACCACAGUGGACUGACAGAGAACCUGACAGUUUCCAUCAGGCUGGACCUCGUGUUACACCGUGGGAAAGAAGCCCACAGCGGUCGGAGCGCCCUCUGCCACAGUGGACUGACCCAGAACCUGAAGACAUUCCUCCUCCUAGCUACUACACCCCCAAAGAGGAAGCAGCGUACCGGCGUGACGUUGGCGGCUCCCACGGCCGAGCAGAUGUGUCGGAGCAGGCGGAUUUUGGCAGGAACACGGCCAUUUUAAACCACAUUUUUGAUGAUCUGGAGACCUUCAUAGGGAAAGUGUUUGCUGCCACAGACGUGACUCCCCCCCAGCAGAGCGACAAGGGCAAAAAGAAAGGCGUGUUUAAGAAGAAAAGCUCCAGGAGCACAGCUGCCCCCCUGCCUCCCACUCAGGAAUUUGUCUCCUGUCUUCAGAAAAUAAAAUAUGGAUUUAACCUGUUGGGACAGCUGCACGGCUCUCUGUCCAACCCCAGCGCUCCUGACUAUGUCCACAUCUUAUUUACCAGUUUAGCCACAAUCCUGCCUCACUACCACGCACAGCUGCCGCCCACAGUGGUCUCCCCCUUGCUGACGGAGGCGGGCCUGAGGCUUCUCAGGCAGGUGGUCGGCCCCGAGGAAGACCAGCUCUGGAGGUCUCUGGGAGACAGCUGGAACAUCCCCAGGUCUCGGUGGCCCGACGAUGUCCCGCCUUACCUCCCCCAGUUCUAUGGCAGCUGGCAGCCACCUGCUCCCCACAAGCCUGCCCAGCUUCCUUACCAAAAUGACCACGUGAGCAGGACCAACAGCCAGCGUUUCCGUCCCGAGGAACCCCCCGGGUACAUCCGAGAAGGCGGCGAGCUCAUGCGAGUCAUGUAUGACAUUGUGGCUCGAAACAACCGUGAGCUCACCGCCAUGAAGGGUGAUGUGGUGGAGGUGGUACAAAAGUCUAAGCAAUGGUGGCUGGUACGCAACCAGCAUGGAGAGCAAGGCAACGUUCCUCAGAAUGUUCUGGAGCCCAUCAGGAGGGGGAUACCAUUGGAGGACAUGCGAUCGUCCCGAAGGCCGGCGUCUCUAAACAUGACGUCCUCGCCUGCAGAGGUGCGAGCAUGGCUGCAGCACAAAGGCUUCUCCAAGAUCACUGUCGCCAGCCUCGGGGUGCUGACGGGUAAAAUGCUGCUGCAGAUGAGCAAGGACGAGAUGAGGAUUGUGUGUCCAGAGGAAGGAGCAAAGGUCUUCUUCCAUCUGCAGGCCAUUAAAUCAGCCAUUGCAGUAAGUGUUGACACUCAAUACAAGUGCAUCACAGCAGCAAUGUUUGACUCUUUGUCCCCCUGCAGCUGGCCAGUGAACCCUCAGGCCUGUAUGAUGGACGCUACUAACGACCACACUUUCUUCUCCAUGGUCAUUCUGUGGACAUUUCUUUCCGUUUACAAUUAUUUAUAUAGCAAACAAACAUGUUUUGUUGUCUACAAUUAUUAAAAGCAUGUUAAUAAAAUGUACUCAUUUGAUCAUCAACAUAAA
Molecule: messenger RNA, 2563 nt
Organism: Nerophis lumbriciformis (worm pipefish)
Lineage: Eukaryota; Metazoa; Chordata; Actinopteri; Syngnathiformes; Syngnathidae
Gene: eps8l3b
Product: EPS8 signaling adaptor L3b
Biological process (GO): Rho protein signal transduction; regulation of Rho protein signal transduction; positive regulation of ruffle assembly
Cellular component (GO): plasma membrane; vesicle; ruffle membrane
Molecular function (GO): actin binding
Source: RefSeq, a predicted model, not a curated record